AUGGCGGGCGCGCCCUCCGUGUGGGGCCGCAUCCGCGCGCCGGAGGCGUCGGCCAGCAAGGCGCCCGUGGCGCCCGAAGACGCGUGCCGGAUCUGCCUGGACAGCGUGCCGGCGUCGGUGCGCUUCCGGCCGUGCGGCCAUAGGAUGUGCUACAGCUGCGUGGAGAAGAACAGGGCGCGGAACAUAUUCCUGGCGGACAAGGGCGUGAAGUGCCCAUUUUGCCGGCGAUUCAUCGAGGAGUACGUGGCCACGGAUGGGGGAUCGGCAGAGGCGCUCGCCCUGCUGCAAGAUGCCAACAAGGCGGCGGCCGCGGCGGCGGCGGCACGCAACCCGCUGGCCGAUCAGAAAUCCCCGCGGAGUGCCCAGGACAUGUGCUGGGCCUACAGCGACACCCAGUGGCGGUGCCUCCCGUGCCGCACGCUCAAUCCUUACAGCGAGGAGGCAUGCAGCCAGUGCUCCAGGCGGAAGCAGGACUCCAUAGUGCCACCUCCACCGCCGAGGGGCAAGGAUUUAUCUAGAUACGAUACAAGCGAUUUCGUUGCAGUCUGUAAGGCUCAAUACCACCCGAAUCUGAAUGGGAUCUUCCUAGAAGCUGGUGUCCCUAUGAGCUGUGGCAAAGUCUCAGGUACGGAGGAGAGCAUUGCAUUAGCCCUCAGAAAGGGAGGCCACUUGAAGCUGGUACACGCUAUAAAUUCGAUUGCAGGUGGUGGACACAUAAAGGAACUCUCUCGUCAUUUCUUUGGAAACUAUACCCUUCAAGACCUGUUAGAAGCAUGUGAAAAGAUCCGGGAAGUUGCAAGGCAGGGAAGCAAGUAUGGUCUUGACCAAGAUCUUGUCGACGGCUUAUUGAGAAAUGGAGGAUCAUUUGGUGUUUUAUAUUGUGAGGUGUUGGAUGGCCUAGCUGAGAGUGUGAUGCAUCCACAAGCUGGUUAUGUCGUUCAAAAGGUGGUGUCAUUAUGCACAUUAGAGGAGCUGCUUGGCGUGUUUGCCCGCAUGCUGCCGCAUGCUCAAGACAUCACCUGCGACCCGAAAGGAGCACAUGUGAUGCUGAGAAUGGUGGAGAAGUUGAAUAUCUACUGCGAAGGAGAUGAGAAUGGUAAUGCUCAGUCUGCCCUCAACAAACUGUGUGGCUUCUUCUAUCAGGAUCCUCUCUGGUGCACGAAUAUAGCGAACACUUUGCUUGGUUCCAAGGUCUUAAUCGAGUCGCUCUGCGGUGCACUUCCGAAAUAUAAUGGUUUGAGGGUUGGGUCUCUACUGGCAUCUGUAGCAGGCGACCUGGUGUACAAUCAAUUUGGCCUGAAUACAAUUAUGGAACUUCUCUCACUGGAGAAGCCCUCUGCAAGUGACAUCUUGAGGGAUCUGGUCUGCAGCAUAGCACUUUCCUUGCAAGGGAGCUUUGGAAUGCAUGCAGCCAACGAGACCUUGCCUACCCAGACGUUAGUGAGCUUGCUCAUAGAACGACUUACUGAGGAAGGAGAGAAAGACUGGGUGCUUGAUAUUGUUAAGGAGUUAAUUUCCAAAGGGGACGUCCUCAUGAACUCUGGUAAGGGCUUCAAUCUGCUGUCUGCGGCUCUGGCCUCGGAGGCACUGCCCGUUCAAGCUGUGGACGAAGGCCUUACCAACUUAGAGACCAGGGGAUGCAACGUCGUGGAGCUGGAAGACACUCUGGAGUACUUGCGGGUACAGAGGCCGCCCUGCCAGAACCCACGUGGGCUUCCCUCCUCAGUGCUGACGCCAAUACUGAAGAGCCGCGUGGAGUGCGGGUUCCAAAUUCCACCACCGCCACCACCACCCCCCAGGGAAGUGGUCACCCCAAGAAAUCCAGUCGGGGAGGGCGUGAGAGGACCAAGCAGUCCUAUCGGCGAGGACACGCAAGGCCACACCAAACAAUCUGUUGGGCUCCAGGCCCAAGACAGCUGGACGGAUAAUGGUUAUCCAAAGGGGCUGCCCACUCCACCAGCUCCGACUCCCUAUGAGGAGGAGUCCCUGGGGAGCAACAGAGUGUGCUAUCAGCUCCCGGACAACCUGUGCAGCCCUGCUGGGUCGGUUGAGAGCGACACUGAGUCUGCACCUGCCAAGCUGGGCAGCCUCGCCAUCAGCAGCGAAGUGAACAACCUGUGCACGCCACUUGACCGCCUCUUGGGUCCCGGGUUUUCUACGGGAAGGAGGGAGCUGGGGAGCACAGCGCCAGAAACAUCGAAGCCAUGGGUCGACAAUUACUCAUCGAAUGCUGGCGUGCGUUUGCAGUCCGUGCCCGAGGAACAGCAGACUAACGAAAUUUCAUGGAGUGGCCAGAACCCGUUUUCUCAGGGUGAUCAGUGGUCGUGGAGCUGCCGAAACUGCUCUUACCAGCACCAGGGCGUCGAGGCGGAGCUGUUGCUUUGUGCAAACUGCUUCGCGUUGAAGGGCAGCGUGCCGAACUCUGCAGUGUAG
Molecule: messenger RNA, 2433 nt
Organism: Ostreobium quekettii
Lineage: Eukaryota; Viridiplantae; Chlorophyta; Ulvophyceae; Bryopsidales; Ostreobiaceae
Source: the annotation of a GenBank genome assembly